GUGAAGAGAUACGAAGAUGGAUAACACAGAAGAACUUGUCUCCAUUGAGCUACCAGCUCCUGCUUCAUGGAAGAAACUGUUUUAUCCAAAAAGAGCUGGUACUCCGAGAAAGACAGAGAUUGUGUUCGUGGCCCCAACGGGUGAAGAGAUCAGCUCGCGGAAGCAGUUGGAGCAGUACCUGAAAGCUCAUCCUGGCAACCCUGUCAUCUCUGAAUUUGAAUGGACGACUGGGGAAACUCCAAGGAGGUCUUCAAGGAUCAGCCAAAAGGUGAAGGCAACGACGCCUACUCCGGACAAAGAACCCCUCUUGAAGAAGAGACGAUCUUCGCUCACAAAGAAGGACAAUAAGGAGGCUGCUGAGAAGAACGAAGAGGCUGCUGCGAAGGACAACAUGGAUGUUGACAAGGAUGGACUGAAGGAAAACGCAGAGGGCGAGAAGGAGAAAGAGGCUGAGAAGACUGAGGCUGAGAAGGAGAACAAAGAGGGUGAAAAGACUGAGGCUGAGAAGGACGGUCAAACAGAAAUUGCAGAGGUUGAGAAGGAGAAGGAUGGUGAAAAGACUGAGGCUGAGGCCAAAGAGGGAGAAGUUGUGGCGGACAAGAAAGAGCCUAUGGAAGUGGAGACCGCUGAACUAGAGAAAAAGACUGAGGGUGGUGGUGAAGAACCUCCCAAAGUUGAAGGCCUCAAGGACACUGAAGUGAAAGAGCCUGAGGAAGUUGUUGCUGAGGGUGAUGGAGAGAAGAAGCCUGCAGAGGAAGAGGCCGAGAAAAAAGGCAGCGCGACAACAGAGGCUAACGGAGAACAGAAUGUGACCCCGGGUGAGCCUAACCUUGAUGCAGAUGCUGAAGCAAAUAAGGGAAAAGAAUCCAAAGAAUCUGAUGAGAAGAAGACAGAAGCUGAGGCAAAUAAGGAGAAUGAAACUCAAGAAUCUGAUGAGAAGAAGACAGAAGUUGCAGCAAAUAAGGAGAACGAAACCCAAGAAUCUGAUGUUAAGAAGACAGAAGCUGCAGCAAAUGAGGAGAACGAAACCCAGGAAUCUGAUGUUAAGAAGACAGAAGCUGCAACAGCAACAGCAGUAGCAGAGGAGAAGAAGAACGACAUGAAGGCAGAAGACACAAACAGAAGCUUGGAGGCGAAUCAAGUUCAGCAGCAGGGCGCUGCAGCUUCCGUGAGCUGUUAAAACCUAUAUCGUUCUGUACAGAGUACAGAACGUGAAGAGUUUGUUGUGAUUUCAGAUGUAGCAUUAACAUUAUGAGUGGUUUGUUGUAUGUGUCGGUAGAACUAAUAUCUCUAUGUAGUUCAGUUCAUUACCAUUUGUACGUUUGUACUUUGUUGUUGUAUUAUUAUUAAUGUUAGGCAUUUAGACU
Camelina sativa (false flax) is the source of this 1367-nucleotide messenger RNA. It is a transcript of the gene MBD10, whose product is annotated as methyl-CPG-binding domain 10. Lineage: Eukaryota; Viridiplantae; Streptophyta; Magnoliopsida; Brassicales; Brassicaceae. The record is from RefSeq and is a predicted model, not a curated record. Gene Ontology annotation, molecular function: DNA binding.